AUGUGGUCCGGAGAGAACAACAACUUAGAGCCUGAAAAUUUAGCUUUCUUGGAAUCCAUUCAACAAUAUCUAGUUAGCACUAGUACUGGUGAUGAUUUUGAAACUCUAAUGAGUACUUACCCGGCAAAGAAUACUAGCGAAAGUAGUGCUUCAAGCUUCGGUACCUGUAAUCAUGACCAUCUCCUCUUUAAUGACACAAUGUCGUCAACAACAACGUCUGCGGUCGGUGAACCAGAGCCUGAAGGACCGGUCACUCCUGAAGCAGAAGUGGCGCGUAAGAGGGACGCGCUGCCGAAAGGGUGUCACUAUAGGGGAGUGAGGAGGAGGCCUUGGGGGAAGUACGCGGCGGAGAUUAGGGACCCGAAGAAGAAUGGAGCAAGGAUGUGGCUCGGGACUUAUGAGACACCUGAGGAUGCAGCUCUUGCUUAUGAUCAAGCUGCUUUCAAGAUUCGUGGAAGCAAAGCAAAGCUCAAUUUUCCUCAUCUGAUUGGUUCCAAUGAAUACGAACCUGUUAGAGUGACACCCAAGAGACGAUCUCCUGAGCCUGCAUUGAUGGAAGAUGGCUCGCCCAAGAGGAGAAAAUGA
Molecule: messenger RNA, 585 nt
Organism: Dovyalis caffra
Lineage: Eukaryota; Viridiplantae; Streptophyta; Magnoliopsida; Malpighiales; Salicaceae
Source: the annotation of a GenBank genome assembly